CGAUGCCAUAACAUAGACCGCACUACUCGUGUCUCAUCACUUAUUUUUAAUAUUAAAUUAAAAUAAAUUAAAAUUAACUCAAAAUGUUCGGUACAAAAUCAGUUUUUAGUUUGUUUAUGAUUCUCAGUGUUUGUUACGGUGCCGUUGAUAUAAAAAAAUAUUUAAAAGUAUGCGACAGAAAUGCAAUAGACGCGAAUGACUGUAUGGCGGAGGCAGUGCGACAAGGCAUUGCAACGAUGAUCAAUGGCAUAGAGGAGCUAGGAGUGCCACCCAUAGACCCUUACUUGCAGAAGGAAUUUCGUAUGGAGUACAAGAAUAAUCAGCUCCUGAGGUAUAUCUGGAUGGCCUAA
Spodoptera exigua (beet armyworm) is the source of this 350-nucleotide messenger RNA. The record is from the annotation of a GenBank genome assembly. Lineage: Eukaryota; Metazoa; Arthropoda; Insecta; Lepidoptera; Noctuidae.